This is a messenger RNA of Leptosia nina, 207 nucleotides long. NCBI's taxonomy places the organism in Eukaryota, Metazoa, Arthropoda, Insecta, Lepidoptera, Pieridae. The record is from the annotation of a GenBank genome assembly.
AUGACUUUAAGCGAGUCCCGUUUGGGUUGUGGUCAAUUUAUUUGCCAAAAAAAAGGCAAAUAUAAUCACAAUGCUACAGUAGCCGAAAGUACUUGGUUUGAGAGGGAAAACAAAGAAGUAAUCUUUAUACUUGCAAACCAUAGAACGAUGAGAGAGGAUUCAAAAGUCGGGAGAAAUCUAUCAGAACAUCUCAAAACUGAGCAGUAG